This is a messenger RNA of Tachysurus vachellii, 778 nucleotides long. RefSeq names its product C-type mannose receptor 2-like. The transcript has 4 exons. Lineage: Eukaryota; Metazoa; Chordata; Actinopteri; Siluriformes; Bagridae. The record is from RefSeq and is a predicted model, not a curated record. Bases 16 to 687 code for a protein of 223 amino acids.
AUUCUUUUGUAUGUUAUGAAGAGCUGGUACGAUGCUCAGACCUACUGCAGAGAGAAAUACACCGACCUGGUCAGUGUGAGGAACCAAACUGAGAAUGAGGAGAUCAGGAGGGUGAUUAAAGGUUCAGAUGUUUGGAUCGGUCUGUUUAAUGACUCCUGGAAUUGGUCAGAUCAGAGAAACUCCACAUUCAGAUACUGGAGCUCUGACAAACCCAGUGGAAGUUUGAUCUGUGCUGCAGUGUCUGAGUCUGAGCAACGUUACUGGACUGAUGUGAACUGCACAGAAAAACUCCCGUUCAUCUGCCAUGAGAAUAAACUGAUCCUGAUUAAGGAGAAUAAGACCUGGUGGGAAGCUCUGACAUACUGCAGGAACCAUCAUCAUGACCUGGUGUCAGUGUGCACAGAGGAGAUGCAGCUCUGGGUGAAGGAAGUGACUCAAAACGCCUCCACUGAACACGUGUGGCUCGGCCUGCGUCACGACUGCGCCCAGCGGGUCUGGUUCUGGGUUGUUGGAUCAAUAAUCUGCUAUCAGGGCUGGGCACCAGGGAAUGGGACCUGGAAUGAAGACUGUAGUCAUGAGAAGAGAAGCGGAGCAGUGCAGUCUGGAGGAGAGCAGAAGUGGAUCGAGCUGCCUGAGAGCCAGAAGCUCAACUUCAUCUGCUCUACCUAUGAUGAUAUGUUUUAUUAAACAUGAAGACUGAAGACAAGUUGUGGUCCACCAUCUGUGUCCGGCAUCAGCUGAUCUACUGUAAUGUCUCAUUUAUACUCUUCUACACAUU